Molecule: messenger RNA, 666 nt
Organism: Mesorhabditis spiculigera
Lineage: Eukaryota; Metazoa; Nematoda; Chromadorea; Rhabditida; Rhabditidae
Source: the annotation of a GenBank genome assembly
AUGAAAAGAAAAAGCGAAGAGUCAAAGGAGCAGGCGCAGGACGGAAGCAAGAUGCGCGCGCGAGCACGACGAGGAGGAAUUUUUGAGGAGACGAUUGGGAAACGCAUGAUCCACAUCGAGUUUGUCGACACGAACAGGGCUGUCGAGGUAGCUCGCCCGGCGGGCUCCUACCUGUCGACGAUGGGCGUGCCGGGUAGCAAGGGAGUUCGGCACAAGCUGUACCCGGAGGAGACGGGCGCCGCGUACGUCACCGACAAGAAUGCGGGAAACGAAUUGACGACGGCUCAACUCCAUGGAAUCGCGCUCAAUCUCGUCCCACACACCCACUUCACCGCCUACCGCGAGAUUCGGCGCAGCGGGCUUCGUGGAUCGUCCGGAAAAGGUUCGAUCCGUCGGUUCACGGCCUUCCAACGACUAGCACUGCAUCGAGCGCACUUUUCGAAGAAGUUGCGGAACCGCCUCGCCAAGAGGAUGAAAAACCUGGCGGCCGACGAUGCGCUCAACCCGGUGGGCCACACGCUUGAGGCCAAGCUGCCGCUCAAUCCAACGUUGUUGCGCUUCAGUUCUUUGAUUGCCCGUACCGCCACCGAUUGGGCCGACUACCGCAAGCGUGCCCUCGCCGCCAUCAACAAUGCCCGUGAGAUGCGCACGCGAAACAGUGCAAGG